AUGACGAAAUUAAUAUAUAUAUUUAUUUGGAAAUUAUUUCUGAUAUCUGUUAUUCAAAGUCAAAAAUUUCUUGAAUGUAAAUUUGAUGAUGGUGAAAGACCAUGUAGACUAAAUCCUGUUGGAUUAUCAACUCCAGAAUUAACACUUACAAGUACUAUUACAUUGGACAAUCCAUCAAUAGAUCCAAUAAUGCCCUUAUCCGAUGUAACAUCUAUUAUUACUCCAACUAUGGGAAAUAAUUUAUUAUGUCAAUUACCUUAUAAACUUGAUGGAAGUUCUAAAGAUAUUUAUUUCUGCUCCAAACUUGAAAGUUCAUCGAAUGUGUCCAGUUGUUUUACAGGAGAUUCUUCAGAACAAGAAUGUCUAUCUGGUCAAUAUGUUAUGGCACAACCUUCUGCAGGAGAAAAUCUUACAUAUUUUAUCGAAGUAUUAGGUACAAGUGGUUCUUCAUGUUUGAGCUUUUACUAUUAUAUAACACGACCUAAUGUUGGUCAAAUUGUUAUUUGGUGCACUGAUAUUGUUGGAAAUAUAGUUCAUCAAUUUGGUAAAACUUCGAAUGUAUCAUACAAUGGUUGGCAUCGUACUGAGUUUAGUUUUAGUCCAAAUAUAACUAAUUAUCAACUUUAUUUCGAUUUACAACGAUUUGAAUCUACGGAUGGAUUUGUUUUUAUUGCUCUUGAUGAAAUAAAAGUAACUGGUGAUCGUUGUGAAUCCGAUAUAAUCGAAUCAACUACAAUAAGUACACAUACUAUUCCCACAAUGGAUCAAACAUCUACCACAACAGAAGAAGGCAUAACAUCAUCAAGUAUAUCAACUUCUUCCACAACAACAACAACUAAAUAUCCAGUAGUUACUCCUCCAAAUAAACCCAAUAGUUUGCCAUUAAUUCUUGGUCUGUCUUUGGGUAUCGGUAUUCCUGUAUUACUUCUCAUCGUUGGUGGCUUCAUUUAUUAUCUAAAAGUACGCCCAUCUUUAACCGCCGUGCGAUCCAGUGGUAAUACUGACACUUCAGAUUCUACUAACAUUGCUAUGCAGCCGACUAAUACCAAAAAAUGA
Adineta steineri is the source of this 1056-nucleotide messenger RNA. Lineage: Eukaryota; Metazoa; Rotifera; Eurotatoria; Adinetida; Adinetidae. The record is from the annotation of a GenBank genome assembly.